This is a messenger RNA of Perognathus longimembris pacificus (Pacific pocket mouse), 1059 nucleotides long. It is a transcript of the gene Leng1, whose product is annotated as leukocyte receptor cluster member 1. The transcript is spliced from 4 exons. The coding region runs from base 243 to 1031 and encodes 262 amino acids. Lineage: Eukaryota; Metazoa; Chordata; Mammalia; Rodentia; Heteromyidae. The record is from RefSeq and is a predicted model, not a curated record.
GGGGCUGCUCGUGAUUGACUCUGAACGCUGACAAGAACGGUCGCUAGGCAACAACACGCGUCGAGCAUCUGGGAUUGGCUGCGAUGGAGGGCCAGUCAUAUACGGCUACAUAGUCGGAGGGGCGGUGCUAAUUGAUCUACAGCCAAUCCGUGUAGGGACCACAGGAAGAGGGCGGGGUGUCGUCUUUGCCAAUAAGAAGUGCAAGAAGGCGGGUCUGACAGUCAGUCGACUGCUGCGGCGCCAUGAAUAUCUUACCCAAGAAGAGCUGGCACGUCCGGAAUAAGGACAAUGUCGCUCGCGUGCGGCGUGACGAGGCCCAGGCCAGAGAGGAGGAAAAGGAGCGUGAGCGGAGAGUGCUACUCGCUCAACAAGAGGCCCGCACUGAAUUCCUACGGAAGAAAGCCAGGAGUCACAGCACACUGCCUGAACUUGAAGCUGCAGAGGCAGGAGUUCGAAGUUCUGGCCCUGUGGACCUGUUCCGGGAGCUGCUGGAAGAAGGGAAAGGGGUGACCAGAGGCAAUAAGGAGUAUGAGGAAGAAAAGCGACAAGAGAAAGAGAGGCAAGAGAAAGCACUGGGCAUCCUGACGUACCUGGGCCAGAGUGCAGCAGAGGCCCAGACUCAACCCCCUUGGUACCAGCUCCCCCCAAGGCAAAAGGACCCCCCGCCUGGCCCAGCCCCAGAUGAGAAGACCAAGAGCCAUCUAGACCCCUUACGGGAGAUGGAGAAGCAUCUGGGAAAGAAGAGGAAGCGCAGCACAGAAGAACACCAUCCUGCCAGAGAGAAGGAAGAGUCUGGGAAACAACGCCCCAGAGAGCCCCCAACCCUGGACCAGCUUCGGGCUGAGCGUCUUCGGAGGGAAGCAACGGAAAGAGCACGGGCAGAGGCCUUGCUGGCCCGGCUCCAAGGCCGGGCACCCCAGGGUGAGCCAGAGGAGGAAGAGACAGAUGACCGACGCCGGCGGUACAACUCCCAGUUCAACCCCCAGCUGGCCAGGCGCCCCCGACGGCAGGACCCCCCUCUUGCUCGCUGACUUUGGCGGGGGGGGGGGGCGGGGGUAC